AUGCUACCGGCAACAGAGAAGCUCCUCCCACAGACAACAGAGAAGCUCCUCCCACAGACAACAGAGAAGCUCCUCCCACAGACAACAGAGAAGCUCCUCCCACAGACAACAGAGAAGCUCCCUCCCACAGACAACAGAGAAGCUCCUCCCACAGACAACAGAGAAGCUCCUCCCACAGACAACAGAGAAGCUCCUCCCACAGACAACAGAGAAGCUCCUCCCACAGACAACAGAGAAGCUCCUCCCACAGGCAACAGAGAAGCUCCUCCCACAGACAACAGAGAAGCUCCUCCCACAGACAACAGAGAAGCUCCUCCCACAGACAACAGAGAAGCUCCUCCCACAGGCAACAGAGAAGCUCCUCCCACAGACAACAGAGAAGCUCCUCCCACAGACAACAGAGAAGCUCCUCCCACAGGCAACAGAGAAGCUCCUCCCACAGACAACAGAGAAGCUCCUCCCACAGACAACAGAGAAGCUCCUCCCACAGACAACAGAGAAGCUCCUCCCACAGACAACAGAGAAGCUCCUCCCACAGGCAACAGAGAAGCUCCUCCCACAGACAACAGAGAAGCUCCUCCCACAGACAACAGAGAAGCUCCUCCCACAGGCAACAGAGAAGCUCCUCCCACAGACAACAGAGAAGCUCCUCCCACAGACAACAGAGAAGCUCCUCCCACAGGCAACAGAGAAGCUCCUCCCACCGGCGUCAGGCGCGUCACUCGCGUCAAAAGCUUCAAGCACCAAAAUGACAAAACUAUCCCGGCAGUGAGCAGUGCAGAGAACUACUUCCUGAGCGACGGUCUGUAUCUGCCAGAGGAACAUCUGCAGGAACGCAAACAUCUGCAGCUCAGUGUGGUUCAAGUGCAGCCACUGGAGCCAGGACACCAGGAGCUCACAGAAACACUGGCCUCAGUGAAGAGAGCUCGCAAAGAACCUCCCCCCCAGGACCCCCAGGAAAGUGAGGCCCCCCAGGGCAGUGAGGCCCCCCAGGGGAGUGAGGCCCCCCAGGGGAGUGAGACCCCCCAGGGGAGUGAGGACCCCCAGGGGAGUGAGACCCCCCAGGGGAGUGAGGACCCCCAGGGCAGUGAGACCCCCCAGGGCAGUGAGACCCCCCAGGGCAGUGAGGCCCCCCAGGGCAGUGAGGCCCCCCAGGGCAGUGAGGCCCCCCAGGGCAGUGAGACCCCCCAGGGCAGUGAGGACCCCCAGGGCAGUGAGGACCCCCAGGGCAGUGAGACCCCCCAGGGGAGUGAGGACCCCCAGGGCAGAGGGGGCCCUGUGGGCUCCACAGCGUACGUAGUGGACAGAGUGAGGCCUCUCCUGCAGCAGACUGAGGACUACAUCCUGGACAUAGACCUGGACUUCUUCACCUGCAAGAACCCUUUCAAAGACCUGUACAGCCAGUCUCACGAUUGA
Knipowitschia caucasica is the source of this 1416-nucleotide messenger RNA. Lineage: Eukaryota; Metazoa; Chordata; Actinopteri; Gobiiformes; Gobiidae. The record is from the annotation of a GenBank genome assembly.